Molecule: messenger RNA, 3313 nt
Organism: Raphanus sativus (radish)
Lineage: Eukaryota; Viridiplantae; Streptophyta; Magnoliopsida; Brassicales; Brassicaceae
Exons: 24
Coding region: 113-2776 (887 amino acids)
Biological process (GO): double-strand break repair involved in meiotic recombination; nucleotide-excision repair
Cellular component (GO): nucleus
Molecular function (GO): hydrolase activity, acting on acid anhydrides, in phosphorus-containing anhydrides; ATP binding; DNA helicase activity
Source: RefSeq, a predicted model, not a curated record
UCUCUCUCUCUCUCUAUGUUCCUUCUCCCACACGAUUCUUCUCUUCUUCUUCCUCCGUUCUCUUCUCCCAUCUCAGUCACAAACCGUUAAGCAUAUCACAAAGCUUAACACUAUGGUUUCCCCAACAAGCAAAUCAGAAGAGAAAGAAACCCCAAGCCCUAGAAACGUGUACCACAUCGGAGGACUCCAAGUGAGAUUCCCUUAUCAGCCGUACGGAACACAGCUAGCGUUCAUGAGCCGUGUCAUAUCUACUCUUGAUAGGUCUCAGAGAGACGGUCGAUGCCACGCGCUUCUCGAGUCCCCCACUGGCACUGGCAAAACUCUUUCAUUGCUCUGCUCGGCUCUCGCUUGGCAACAGAGCUAUACAUCUCGCUUUCCUAAAGGAAACUUGGCUCGUAAAAGAAGUAUUUUCAUACCGGACACACAGUCACCCUCCUCAACAGAACCUAGCAACGUGGUGGAAGUCGAAAUACCUUCAAGAACUCCAACCAUAUUCUAUGCUUCACGAACGCAUGCUCAGAUCACUCAAGUCAUUCGUGAGUAUCGCAAAACUGCUUACAGAGUGCCCAUGGCUGUAUUGGGUGCACGUAAACGUUCAUGCACCAACCGUCGCGUACAGAAGAAACCUUAUUUAAACGAGAUAUGUCGGUCUCUCAUAAAAGAUAGGAUGAAACCAAAAUGUCCCGAGUUCAUAGGCACAGAUGAAAUUGUAGCUCAUCCAUCACUUCAGCAAAAUGAAGUUCAUGAUAUUGAAGAUCUUGUCAAAAUUGGAUAUACUGUUAGAGGUUGUCCAUACUUUGCUUCCUGGGAUAUGUUUGACAAGGCACAAAUUGUUUUUUGCCCUUAUUCCUAUAUAGUUGACCAAAUCAUUCGAGAAAGUAAUGAAUACAAAUUGAGAAACAAAUUGAGAGGGGCCAUUAUAAUCUUUGACGAAGCACACAAUAUGGAAGACAUUGCUCGUGAAUCCGGCAGCAUUGACUUGGGAGAAGAAACUCUCUUCAAAUUACAGAGUGAACUACAAGAUAUUGCUGUAGAGGUGCCACAGAUAUAUCAACCCGUGUGCGAUGUAAUAGACGGAUUGAUAAGAUGGAUCGGAAGCAAAAAGGACUCGCUAGCAAAACGAGAUCCUCAACACUAUUUCUCUAGUUGGACUGGAGACAAAGCUUUAAGGGAGCUAGAGGAAUCUAAUAUCACUCGAAAAGACUUCUUAAAGUUAUCGAAACGCUUCAAUAUGGCGAUCGAAACAUCAGAGAAACUUCAUCAUUUGAGUGAGAUAUCGCUCUCCACACUACAAGAGUUGUUAACUACACUUGGAUACUUCUUUUCAAGAGAUGGAAAUCACAUCCUAGAUUACGAACUAGGUUUACAACGACGCUUUAUUAAAAGAGGGGAUGAAGGAGAUUCUUCUGGGAAGUGGACACAUACUUUGAGUUUGUGGUGCAUGAAUCCAUCUGUUGUUUUCAAAGCCAUAGUUGAUCUUUCUUCAUCCAUUAUUUUAACAUCUGGGACUUUGUCACCAAUGGACUCUUUCUCAUCUGAACUUGGGAUGCAGUUUGGCGCUUGUUUGGAGGCUCCACACGUGGUUGAUGCAAAUCAGCAGGUGUGGGCUGCUGGAAUCUUCAGUGGUCCUAAUAAUCAACCACUAAAUGCAAGUUAUAAAACAAAUAAUGAAUAUCCGUUCCAGGAUGCUCUAGGUAAAUCAUUGGAAGAGAUUUGCUCAAUUGUGCCAGGUGGCUCUCUCGUCUUCUUUCCAAGCUAUAAGCUGAUGGAAAAACUCUGUACACGGUGGCGUCAAACUGGCCAAUGGUCUCGGCUCUGCUUGGAGAAAGACAUUUUUAUUGAGCCAAGCGGAGGAGCAACUGGGGAAUUUGAGAAUGUCCUGAAGGAAUAUUAUGAUUGUAUAGGCGGAAAGAAGAGAUUGUUUGGUGGAAGAAAUAGGAGAGCAGUUGAUUUCAAGAAAGGAGGAGGAGGAGGUGCAUUUUUUGCUGUAUGUAGAGGAAAGGUUUCUGAAGGGCUUGAUUUUAGUGAUGACAACGCCAGGGCUGUGAUAAUCGUUGGCAUUCCAUUUCCAAACUUGCGUGAUGUACUAGUCGAACUAAAGAGAAGUUAUAAUGAUACGUUCAAAUCAUCUAGAAACCUUCUUGGAGGGGGUGAAUGGUAUUGCCAACAAGCGUAUCGUGCUUUAAAUCAAGCAGCAGGAAGAUGUAUCCGACAUAGGUUUGAUUAUGGUGCCAUCAUAUUUUUGGAUGAGAGAUACAGACAACAAAGGAACAGAGUGUCUAUUUCAAAGUGGCUUAGACAGUCUAUCAAACUGUAUGAUAAUUUUGAAGAAUCUAUGCAAGGCUUGAAAUCAUUUUUUCCCAGUGCGAAGAAGCAUGUUGACAGUAAGAUGUUAAGCUACAAAGAAGUCAUCGACCUUGAGUGUGUGGUCCAAACUGAGCCUGAAACAUCUGUUGUGAUCAAUGGUAGUUCAGCAGCCAGUCCAUUUUCUUGCUCCAGUGGUUUGACUCUAGAACGAGGAGGGUCACCGAGUGUUAAUUCUCAUGCGUUGAAGAGAAGAAAGUUUAUCAACUCUGCAGAUAUUAUUGACCUUGAGAAAGAAAACGACCAAGACAUGAUCACAAGAAGAAUUGAGCUUGGAUCUGACAGCAGCACUGAAACAAGAGCUCGAGUGCAGAUAUCUUGUUUGCUCUGCAGAAGCCCUUUAGGUCACCCAGAUAAUAAUGGCUCUUCAUAUCUAAAUUGCUUGGUGACAAGGUCGUCCAAGAAGUAUUGACUGUCUCUCCUGAAAGAAACAUCAGGAUCUGAAAUGCCAACAAGCGUUUCAGUUAUCGUGACAGAUUGCUCCUCGGUUGACCAGAGACUGCGCGCAGAAGAAGGUGAGGAGGGGGUUUGGUGCGAGCAAGAUGGAUGUGUUUUCAACACUAUCUUCUGCCCUUUCUGCAGUGUUCCAAACACGACGUGUAUCGGAGUGCAAAUCAUGGCUACUGAUUCAUCAAAUGUCCAGUUUCUCAGCAAAAUGUUGUUCUUUUCUGAUCACCUAAAUUUCAUGGGUGAUGCUGCAAUCAAGGAAACGUUGUUGGAGCAUUGACAGAGAAGCUGAAGCUGGGGAGAAGAGAUCAAACACAAGUUACUCGGCAUUUUGGUGUUUACACUCUGCAAGGCAACGUUAUUGAACAUUCUACAAGCUGAAGCAAAUUAGUACACUUUGCUUUGUUAUAUGAACUCCUUUCUCACCUUAAGUUGUUCCUUCUUCUAAGUCAUCAUGCAUCACGUUUAUUCAGUUUUAUUAUGGGUCGUGGUGUUAGUACUC